Nelumbo nucifera (sacred lotus) is the source of this 1246-nucleotide messenger RNA. RefSeq lists its product as uncharacterized. Gene Ontology annotation, cellular component: kinetochore; outer kinetochore; spindle microtubule. NCBI's taxonomy places the organism in Eukaryota, Viridiplantae, Streptophyta, Magnoliopsida, Proteales, Nelumbonaceae. The record is from RefSeq and is a predicted model, not a curated record. Gene Ontology annotation, biological process: chromosome segregation; mitotic cell cycle.
UCGAACAGAACACUGAGCUGCAGCCUGCAGGGGAGUACUUUUAGCUAGCAAGAGACUAUUCCGGGAAAGAAUUGCAGAGAACAAUGGCGGAAGAUUCCAUAUCUACCUUCUGCAAAACUCUAUCUUCAUUCUGCAAACACCUCGAAACUAGUAGCAACGCUCUCAAGGACUCUCUUGAAAGACGACCCAUCCCUCUCGAAUCAGCAUCGUCCACCUUCAUACAGUGCCUCAACCGCCGGGUUUCGUCUGCAAGCAAGGACCUCAACUUGCUCGAGUCGAUGGCAUUUGGAACGGUAUCAUUCGAAGAGCUAUUGGGUCACUGCAACGAAGUUUACAAGAAGAAUCAGAGCGAUCUCAUUGAACUCGAAGACCGUUUCAGAAGCUUCGGAUAUGUUCCUGAAGUGGAGAUUGAUGACGAAGAUGAGGUUUCGGGACUAUCUACUCCUGUUGGUUUGGACUCCAAGUUAUUGAAUUCCAAGGAUCUAUCUUCCUUUUCUUGUGGACCAGUUUCUGCUGCAGGGUCCAUUAUGAAGAGGCUUGGAGAGGACCCCUUAUUUGAAGUUGAGGAGUCUUUGAGUUUACAAAAUCUAGGGCUUUCUGAUGUCUGUCUUGCUACGUUGGCUUAUGAAGCUAAUGGUAAGAGUUCCGUCUCAGAGGUAUCUUUUCAUGACCAAAUGAGUGAAGUACAUGGAACAAAGAAGCCAUAUGAACCUUGUGCAAAUAUCUUGAGCACUACAAGAGGACGAGACAAAGAUGACCCUAAGUCAGUGGGAAGUGCAACCAGAACUUCAAUAAAUAUUUCUAAGGAUGACUACGAACGUCUUCCUUCCUACAUGAAAAGUUUGGCAUCAUGGGAGGAUCUGCAUGCAGCCGUUAUGAAGAUGAACUCAACCCUAACCAAACAUGAGAAAUCAAAUGCAGGCAACUUAUUCCACCAAGAUGAACUUGCAUCCAUGGGGUUAGGGCCAAAAGGAAGAUCUUAUCUCUUGCUGUUGUUACGUAUGAAUCGGUUAGUUGUGGAGACUGUAGAUGGUUCAAUUGCAUAUCGUGUAUUGUAGGUGAUGUAUACGGUGUAGAUUUUCCUGUAACUGGAAUGAAUGAAGGUAUCUGUGGUAAUGUACAAUAAUCUUUUUCAUUGGGGUUUCCUCACUACUUUCAAUUAGCAUAUGAAACAUGGAAGGAAACAAAUGGAAAGAAAUUCUGUUAUUUUUUUAUGUAUAUAGUCAUUUGGAAGGAUUAGUUUGUA